UGCUAACUUCACCGUUCGGAAACGCCUUAUGGCACCUCUUACUACAUACAUGCUUUAAUUGAACCAGUCUUAGUCCACGCCCGCCAGCGCCCAUACUAAUUUUCUCCUCUUUUUUCAUUAUUUUCUUCCUUUAUCAUUAUUCCUCCAAACCCCACUCUUUCUGAUCAUAACAACCUAUGCACACAAGACAGAAAGGUAAAGAAUCAGAACUUAGUUUCUGGCAUAAGAAGAAGAGAUGAGCCAGUGGAUACGUGUUGCGGUGGUGGCAUCCGCCGCUGGAUGUGUUUCAACCCUUUUGUUGGUUUUUAUAUGGCGUUGGUGUCAUCACAAAAAGCGUAGAAAUUUUGUUGAACCGGCUAGCCUGGCCAGAAUGGGGAGCCUCCAACCAGGGAUUUCGAGACUUCAUAAUCCCCAGCUUCCAAUUCAUCAUGAAUUGGAUCAGGGGAGCAAGAACAAGGGGAAUUAUUAUGUGUUUCGUGGUGGGGUCUCUGAAAAAAGAACUUUGUUCAACUGGGCUGAUCAUCCUUCUAUGGCCGUUGAUGCUGUUGAAAAUGGGUGGUCUCGAUUUGCUUUCACGGGCUCCAAGAGCUACAUGCCAUCUCCUUCAAAGAGAUCUGCAAUAUUAGGAGUAUGUGCAGCACCAGGAGGUGAUUAUAUUGGAAGAGAAUCAGAGGCUGAGAUAAGCUGGGAAGUUUCACAGGGAUCUGCUGAAUUUAUGCAGAAGGUAAGACUGAAUCCUGGGUUGAAGAAAUCUCAUCAAAACAAUCCUUCUAUGACUGUUGCUUCUGUCAUUAGAACGGCUUUGCCACUGCCUGGUCCUCCUUUGGGAAACUAUGCUUUCCCACAAGAAGCCUAUUUUGAAAUUACCAUCUUGAAUUCUCGGCGUGAUGACUAUGAAUCGGUUGGAAAGAGUAGAGAAGGUGAGAAGACUAAGCUCCUCGUUCAAGGUAAUUCAAAUGCUAAAGGGAAUUCCGAGGCUUUGGUUCAUGUUACCAGCAGCAAUAGUCAUAAAAUCAACAAUGUUGAAGAAAUGAAGCUUGCCAGAAGAGAGGGUGGAAAGAGAGAAUCUGUGAUGUUCUCAUUGGGAUUAACAACAGGAAGCUCUGUUCUUUUGAGAGUUCCAGGAAGCUACCCAGGGAGCAUUGGAUUUAACUCCAACGGUUCUGUUUAUCUUGAUGGUAACUAAUAAAUCACCUUCCCUUAACUUAUUGCUUUCCAAGUUCUUUUAUUUUUUUUUUACCAUUAGUAAAGGUGUUAAGGUCAUUCCAUUCCUUUUGUUCAAGAUUUGUAGACUGGUGGACAUGGUCUUCAGGGGAAACUGAUAAGAGCAGUACAGAUUCACAUUUACAACCUUUUCGUUUUGUGCUGCUGUGUUAGAAAGGGAACAAGGACAACCCAACUCAAGACACAUUUCUAAUCUCACCUAAAAUAUCAACACCAUGAA
This is a messenger RNA of Gastrolobium bilobum, 1444 nucleotides long. RefSeq lists its product as uncharacterized. The record is from RefSeq and is a predicted model, not a curated record. Bases 236 to 1186 code for a protein of 316 amino acids. The transcript has a single exon. Gene Ontology annotation, biological process: cell-cell adhesion. Lineage: Eukaryota; Viridiplantae; Streptophyta; Magnoliopsida; Fabales; Fabaceae.